Lactuca saligna is the source of this 1008-nucleotide messenger RNA. Lineage: Eukaryota; Viridiplantae; Streptophyta; Magnoliopsida; Asterales; Asteraceae. The record is from the annotation of a GenBank genome assembly.
AUUGAUAGUAUUUAUUGGAUUUUGACAUAAAGUCCUAGUAGUAAUCUAGAAUCCCAAAUGUACAAAAACUAUUUUUUGGUGGGAAGAAUAAGUUCAAGUCCAAUCGAAAUCGGCAAAAUCCCUGCUAUUCUACUCUGUCGCCUUUCCCUUUUCUUCCCUUUUCAAACUCCAUUCCGAUCUCAAUCCCUAAUUAAUCCAUCUUCCCAAAUGAAUCGUCUUCAUAUCCCUCCAAUUCCAAUCCUUCUCAUUCUAAUCUUCACAUUUUCAUUAGUUACAGUGGUCGAAUCGACGACGUUUAAGAUCGUGAACAGAUGUCGGCACACUAUAUGGCCGGGGAUACUCACCGGCGCUGAUAGAACCGUGUUAAAUCCCACUGGUUUUGCUUUAAACCCCGGUAAAUCAAGAACCCUACGAAUACCCGUAGCUUGGUCGGGUCGGUUAUGGGGUCGUACCGAUUGCCGGACAGAUUCAACCGGAAAAUUCUCUUGCGUCACCGCCGAUUGCGGUUCCGGCAAAGUCGAGUGCGAAGGCCGCGGAGCCGAACCUCCCGCCACGCUAGUGGAAUUCACACUCAACGGCGACCAAGGCCUUGAUUUCUAUGACGUCAGUUUGGUCGACGGGUAUAACCUCCCGAUGCUGGUGAUUCCCAGAAACGCUACGAGCGGAGGAUGCAGUUCCACCGGUUGUUUAGUUGACUUAAACGCCGCUUGCCCCGCUGCGCUGAGGGUGGCGCGUUCGAGUAGGAGUCGGGACUGUGGUGGCGUCUAUGCUUAUGACGAUAAAACCAGCACUUUCACAUGUGCCGGAGCUAAUUAUGUUAUCAUAUUCUGUCCACUACCCUACACCAGUGAAAAGCUUCUAGAAGCUAGGAAUGAGAAGGCGGAUUUGCCACUUGUAAAUAAAAACCAUGAUGUACAUUGGUCGGCAUCAUGGUGGUGGUGUUUCAGGCUAACAGGUGUACAAUGUGUUUUGUGGGUUGUUGAUUUGAAAACUGAGACUUGCACAUGA